Molecule: messenger RNA, 2082 nt
Organism: Grosmannia clavigera kw1407
Lineage: Eukaryota; Fungi; Ascomycota; Sordariomycetes; Ophiostomatales; Ophiostomataceae
Product: actin associated protein
Exons: 3
Coding region: 1-2082 (693 amino acids)
Biological process (GO): actin filament polymerization
Cellular component (GO): actin filament; cytoplasm
Molecular function (GO): microtubule binding; actin binding
Source: RefSeq, a predicted model, not a curated record
AUGCCGUCCAUCCUGAGCGACGCUGACAAAGAGACGGUCAAGCGCUGUGUGCCGAAGCAGAGCAACAAGAUCCAGGCGGUUGCUGUUGCGCGGUUGUACGUGGCGUAUCCGAACCGAUCGCGAUGGAAGUACACGGGUCUGCAGGGGGCAGUGGUGCUGUGCAACGACCUUGUGGGCAACACGUUCUGGAUCAAGAUGGUAGACAUAUCGGCGGGCAGCCACGGGGUGAUAUGGGACCAGGAGAUCUACGACUCGUGGCGGUACAACCAGGACCGCAUGUUUUUCCACACGUUUGAGCUGGAGGACUGUCUGGCGGGCCUGUCCUUCUCGGACGAGAAGGAGGCCAAGCAGUUCAAGAAGAAGAUGGACGACCGCGAGAAGAAUGCGAGCAAGGCGACGCGGGCAACGCCGUUUGGCGGCACGGUGCAGAGUCAUGGGGGUGGUGCAGCGGGCGGCGGAGCGGUCAAGCACUCGCUGCUGGGCGGGCUGUUCCACCGACACGCGACGACGCCGCCGGACUCGCCGCACGCGAGCGGAGCAGCAGCGAACCCUUACAGCACGAACGGAAACGGAAAUGGAGCAUCGGCACAGCAGACGACGCCAUCCGAGUUUGCCACACUGGAGGCGUUUGACCAGAACUGGCGGGUCAACUUUGGCGACGACCUGCGGCACAAGGGGCUGACGGACGAGUUUAUCCGCGAGAACCAGGAUUUUAUUGUCGAUUUUCUGCGGCAGCAGCAGACAGCCAACGACGGAUCAGCAGGCUCUGGAGGCUCUGCAGCGCCCAAGCAGGCUGCACCGCCGCCACCGCCGCCAGCGGCAGCGGCAAGUGGACCGGGCACACGGGCGCCGCCACCGCCUCCGCCUCCGGCAGCAGCAGCCGGAGGAUCGCGCAGCAAUGCAGACUCGGGAGGCUCGGCGAAGCGGCCAGGCGGACUGCCACCACCGCCACCGGCACCUCGGCGUAUGGGCAAGGGCGAGACGGCGUCGACAGCGCAGACAUUGGAGGCGGAUCGAGAUCGUGAGCCAUCGCCACCGCCGCCACCACGGCCACGGUUUGCGGUACCGCCACCGCUUGCGGAUGCCGGUAAGUACGCGCAUUCGCAGCCGUCGCCCCGAUCGCCGCGUCACGUGACCUCGGGACCAGGACCAGCACCGCCGCCACGACCACCCAAGACAGCGAUGGAUGGCGAGGACGCGGGCAACAACGGCAACGGUCCGCAUCGCUUUGGUGUGCCACCGCCAUUCCCAGGCCAGCGUCCAGUGCCGCCGCCGCCAGCCAGUCGAGGAGCAGCACCUGUGGUAUCGUCACGUGACUCGGGGCCAUCAUCUCCACCACCACCGACGCCUCCUCGCGGGUCUGGUGGGCUCUCGCACAGCAACUCGCACGGCUCGUCAUCGCGGCCAGUGCCGGUACCACCACCAGCACCGCCGACACGCAACAGCGGCCACUACCAGCCAGCAGCAGCAGCACCACCACCGCCACCACCGCCGCCACCGGCUCCGGCUCCUCCGGCACAGCCGAUGUCGACGACGUCCUACGGUGCUCCGGCCCCCGUGGCGCCUCCUCCUCCACCGCCACCACCACCACCGCCAAUGCCAAGUGCCGGAGUACCACCACCACCACCACCACCUCCUCCUAUGCCCAUGAGCAGCGCGGGAGGACCAGCGGCACCGCCACCAGCACCUCCUCCUCCUCCUCCUAUGCCCAUGGGCAGCAGCGCAGGAGGGCCAUCGGCACCGCCACCACCACCGCCUCCACCACCACCUCCGGUUGGGGGCGGCGCAUCGUCGCUGCCAGCGCCUAGCCAGGGCAAAUCGGCGGUGCUGGCGAGCAUCCAAAUGGCAGGCGGGAUUGGAGCGUUGCGUAAAGUGGACCGAAGCCAAAUUCGGGACCGCAGUGCAGCAACAAUGGGUGGCAGCACGGACACGGGGCCACACGGCAGCGGACUGCCGCCAAGCGGGGCAGCAGCAGGUGGCGGAGGCGGUGGCAUGGCCGACGCACUCGCUCUUGCGCUGCAGAAGCGGAAGGAGAAAGUCAGCGCCAGUGACGACGAGGCAGACGAUGACGACUGGGACUAG